Venustampulla echinocandica is the source of this 4710-nucleotide messenger RNA. RefSeq lists its product as uncharacterized. Gene Ontology annotation, cellular component: mediator complex. Gene Ontology annotation, molecular function: transcription coregulator activity. NCBI's taxonomy places the organism in Eukaryota, Fungi, Ascomycota, Leotiomycetes, Helotiales, Pleuroascaceae. Gene Ontology annotation, biological process: regulation of transcription by RNA polymerase II. The coding region runs from base 1 to 4710 and encodes 1569 amino acids. The transcript has 4 exons. The record is from RefSeq and is a predicted model, not a curated record.
AUGGCAGCGAACUUUCAACCACACAUGGGGGUUCCGGGCCAGAUGAUGCCACAGCAGCAGCAGAGGCCGCAACAGCAGCGGCAAAAUCAGGCCGGGCAACAUGUCUCGGCGCAAAUCAACCAAGUGAUAUUCCAGACCGUCACGAACCAAACUGGGCAGAUAGACCCCAAGAGUUGGCAAUCGCAGGUAUUAAUUCAAGAACGUAUUAGCCUGAUAUUUAAUAUAAUCGCAAAUCUUCGGCUUGCAAGCGCGACUCAACCAAACCCCCCAGGUCUCAAUAAGAUGAUGGAAAUUGGCAUCAAAUUUGAGAAGGAGAUAUUCGAUAAGUCAAUGGACAAGGCCGCAUACAAACGUGCUGUCGACGCCAAGCUGGAACAACUGCUCGAGAGGAGGAAUCAGAAUCAAGCUGGUCUUCAGCAGACUAUCAACCAACAAGCACAGGCGCAGGCACAUGCUCAGCAGGCACAGGCACAGCAGAUGAUGAUGAACCCGAAUGGAAUGCAAGGGCAACCAUCAAGGCUCAUGCAAGGACAGCCUUCUCAGCAAGGAUUUUCACAUCUCCAGCACCAAAUGCAAGCGUCCCCUCUGCCUGGUCAACAACCAUCGCAGGUACCGAUGGGAAUGGCAAACGAUCAACUACCUCCAAACAUGACACAAAAUCAGCAACAGCAAUUUCAAAUGUCGAUGCAGCAGCAGCAGCCACAACAACAGCAAAACCCUGUCGAUCGACCACAAAAUGGCCAACCACAAUUAACACCACAAGAUCAAGCGAUGAUAAUGGAAUUGGCCAACCGAUUAAUGAGUCAAGCACCCCAGGACGAGAAGAACGCAAUAAGGCAGAACAUGAGAGCGAGAAUGGACCCUCAACAGCUGAACCAGUAUACGAUGCGGGGCCAGGACCCUCUUCUAAUCUACUACCGCCAGCAAGCUUUAAUCCGACUCCGCUCAGAAAAACAGAGCCGUAUGGCGCAAGCGCAAGCUCAAGCCCAGCAAUUUGCCAUUUCGCAGCAAGCUCAGAAUAUGCCAAAUGCGGUUCCUGGAAUGCAACGAGCACGGUCCAUAAACCCUAGCCCUCUGAAUGGACAUACUCAGCCGCCGACAUCUAUGGGAGGAAAUAAUGAUUUUGGAGGGUUUAUGGGGAAUAUGGAAAGUCUUGCCGUUCAACAACAGCAGGAAGGUUUCAUUGCGCAAGGAGCUGGGCAGGUUGUAGUCCCAGCGAGCGGCGCUCAGGCGAAUGCAACUCCUCAGCUCGGUGUGGGGAUGCCGGGACAACCUAUGGGUAUGGGUGACCAGCGAGGGGUGGGGAAUCCCAAUAACAGGGCCCAACAACAACAGCAGAUGCUUAAUGCCCAGCAAAGAAUGCACGCAGCAGCACAGCAGCAGCAGCAACAACAGUCUCAAGCGCAAGCUCGAAUGAAUGCCCAGGCCAAAACACAGAUGGGUCUCCAAGGCCAACCUGGUGGAAUGGGCAAUGGCCCGCUACCCCCUCAGCAGAGUCCAGCUUUGCCCACACUAAACGCUCCUUUAAAAACAACGUCUCAGAUGGGCCACCCAGAGGGCCCGCAAAUCAAUCCAAAUCAGCAGUUUGGUCAACCUCUCGAUCCACGAUUCGUUCCAGGAAAUCAAAGGCAAAUCGGUCCAGCAAAUGGGAUGAACCUUUCGGGGGUGAACCCGGCAAUGUUUGCUGGCAUGUCUCAAGAGCAGCAGCAACGUAUGGCUGCGCUACCACCAGAGAAGCUGAGUGAGCUGUUGACUAAAUGGAACGAGCAGAGGGCGAUGAAUCAAGCUCAAGGUGGACGGCCUCCCAUGCCAAUGCCAGGCAAUCAGCAGAUUCACCCUGGACAGCAAGUACCACAACCCGGUCAAUUCAACCCCCAAAACCCUAUGCUUCAGUUCCAGCGCCAGCAAGCCAUGUCCCCUAAUAUGACACCACAGCAGCAGCUAGCACUGCAACAGCAAAUAGCUCGCCUACAGCAGCAAGGUGCAGCACAACCACGAGUCCCGCCACAGGCAAUGCAAAUCGAGCAGCGGAUGGCCAUGCAGAUGGAUAGUAUGGAUAUCCCUCCUAAUUUGCACAAUCACGCAAGCUUUCCCCGAGGCGUCCCGCCUGAGAUCAAGAAGUGGGGACUGUUAAAGCAAUGGGUGCAGCAAAAUCCGAGUUUGGGGCCUGAGGUCCUCGACAGCUUAAAAGCACUGCAGAGAUACCACUAUCAAUCACUCCUACGUGCAAGAGCAACCCAACAAGCUGGUCAGCAGCCUGGGGCUAUGCAGCCUGGAGCACCAGGUGGACCCGGCCCUAUGUCUGCUAUACCUCCGGGAAUGUCUGCCCCAGUGGCGCCCAUGGGUCCAAAUGCUGCACCUGUGCCUGCUGGAAUGAAUAUGCCCGGACCUGGCCAAAUCCGCCAACCAACUCAAGCCGAAAUUCAGAAUGCACGACAGCAUCACAGUGGGAGGAUGGCUAAUGCUACUGAUGAUCAAAUCCGUUCGUUCUUAAUGAGACAAAUGGCCGCUCAACGGCAACAGCAACAUGCCCAAAUGAUGCAGAACAUGCAGAUGGCAAACCCCAUGGCUCAGCUCAAUGGGCAACAGCAACCUCGGCCUGGACAACCGCCACAAAAUAUGGGCCCGAGGGCACCGAAUCAGCCCGUUCCCCCACAACCUCCUCAGCCAAAGAAACCGCCUGGUGGAGCUGACGCGGCAAACUCGACGACUAAUGCUGCAAAUGCCAACCGCACGGCUCGACCCGUGCCUACUGCUCGAAGUGCUCAAAAUCCAUCUGCCCCUCAGCCUGCAAAGAAUUUGAAGCGUGCUAGUAGUGAUGAUGUUGUUGAAGUCCCGAAUCCAGCCCUCCAACAGCCCUCACGGCCGGCAGUUCAGCAGCCGCAAGCGCAGCAAGGUCAGGGACAGAAGCCACCUCCUCAGCAAGGCCGCCUUUCUUUAACGCCGGCGCAAGUUGCCACGCUGGACCCUGAAGCCCGGAAAAAAUAUGAGGCUGAUGCUCGUAUGGCCCAGGCAGCUCAAGCCAACCAACGUACAGUUGCUGAUCUGGAAAAGUUGAAAACCAUUAACCAAGAGGAGCUGGCAAAGAUCAACAUGCAGCCGCCUGCUGAUAUCCCACUAGACGCGGAGAUGAAAGCCAAAGUGACGAAGAUGCUAAGAGAGAUCCUACAGCCUUUUUCGAACAUGACAAAGGCAAUCCCCAGAUGGUAUGGAAUUACGCAUGAUGACAACAGGGCAAGAAUGUUUUUCCGCUUUAAAAAUCGAUUAGCGAAGCAAUUCCGUGACCCGGCAAUGACCCAACCGAAGGAUACAUUCUCCAUUAGCACCAAGGAAAUCGAACAAGGUCGGAAUAUGCUAAAUGGCAUGGUGAAGGAUUUGAGUGAUAGAUUCCCGGGUUUGAAGAAAUCGGACCCAACUGGGGCCCAAGCCGCUCCUGCAUCCCAACCUACCGUGCCAGCCACGCAAGCUGUACCAGCACCAACUGUUCCGCUGAACGCUGCAAAUCUUCAAGAGCAGCAACAGCAACUUAACAAACUGCACCAAAGAUCAAAUAGUCGCGGUUCUCACGCGCCUGCUGCCCCUACAUCUGCCCAGCCACCGUUUCCAUUUAGUGCCAAGUCGCCACCUGAUGGAGUGCCUGCCUAUAUAGGUAAGAGCACAGUGACUCAAGAGAACCUUCAUCUUCCGGCUCGGAAGAAGCAGAAGCAGAACAACAACGCUCCAGUUCCAGCGCAGGGAACUCCUGGUUCUAAUGCUUCACCUCAAGUAUCAAAGGGAGUCGCCCCCGAAGUCAAGAGACAACCUGCCGAAGCAAAGCCACAACCCAGGACGGCUCUCUGCUGCUCGGAACCGGAAUGCGAUAGGCACAAUGUCGGUUUUGAUAGCGAAGAAGCAUUGAGGAUCCACACUCAAGAAGAACAUAUCAAACCGCUAGAGGAUCCUUUCCAAUAUGCGCAGCAGAACUUAGCUUCCACGCUAGGCUUGGAUGCUCGAGGCCAGUCGAAGAAGCCGCCUGUUGUUUCUCAGGAUGUUGCGGCCACACCUACUGCACCCAAGAUGGCAACAAGCGUUUCCAGGCAAGGUCAUACUCCAAAUGUUAAGGGCGGAAGUACACCUGCCGCUGCAACGCCCAUGAACCGUCAAGUAUCUAUGAAUCGCCAGGGUAGUGCAGCUGGAGCCAAAUCGGCCACACCAGCGAAAGCUACUCCAUCAAAAGAUGGCUCAGCCAGACCUACUACCGACCAGAAGGACGCCAGCAAACAACAGGCCCAGCCGCCGCAGGAAAUGAUCAUCGAAGAUCCUUGGGCCAAUGCUACUAUUGACCCUCAUGAUCUCUUCCAAGCCUUCCAGACUUUUGAAAGUGGAGCUGGUGGUGCGAUCUCGGAUAUGAACGUCUAUCGGUCGAUCACCCCGAACGACACGCCGGAAUCAAGCAAAGAUGGUGUCUCGGAGCCGAAUAGUGACAUCUCGGAUGGUGUUGGACUCGAUAUUAACCUCGACAUAUUUGAGGGUAGCUGGAUGCCCUUUGGUCCAAGCGAAACGGAUACAUUGUUCGAUAUGAAUAGCAUUAACUUUACCAAGGAGGACGAUGUGAUGAUGCUUGAAGAACAGCCAUCACUCAACUUCAAGUGGGACGACAUGAUCGAUCCCGCAGCGCUCGAUAAGCCAUUUUCUUUUGAUACCUCUCUUUACUCGAUGAACGCCGACUAG